Messenger RNA from Pseudozyma hubeiensis SY62, 576 nucleotides. RefSeq names its product tyrocidine synthetase 1. The record is from RefSeq and is a predicted model, not a curated record. The transcript is spliced from 2 exons. The coding region runs from base 1 to 576 and encodes 191 amino acids. NCBI's taxonomy places the organism in Eukaryota, Fungi, Basidiomycota, Ustilaginomycetes, Ustilaginales, Ustilaginaceae.
AUGGUUGUGUCGCUGCACGUCGACCGAAUUCGGACCGUCGAUGAAGAAGAGCGAGAGCGCUCUUUCAAGGCCGCUUGCUUUUGUGCGUUCGGAAAGGGCAGUCGCGUGUGUGUGUUCAGGGUGCAUCCGAAAGGAGAAAAAAAUAAGAGCGACAGCGACAGCUGCAACCAGAGAUGCAGAGUCGAAACUCCGCAGCUCGCUGGCCUAGCGUGGCUGCCACUUUGCGUCGUCGCCUUCCUCCGUACUAUACGACACCAUACCCUCACUUCGCCUGGUGCGGCGCGGAGACCCCUGUCCUCACCUCGUUCUACGCAUCGAACCCCGUCACCUCGUCGACGCUACCGACCUGUUCUCACUCCGACCGGUCAACCCACGUGCGAUUCGUCCGAGCGAUCACCUGCUUGCAUCUCUUCUCCUUCUUAUGUCAUCCGAAAUUGCUGUGCCCACCCACCAGAGCAGCUGAAACACCGGAUCCUACUCCCGAAUUUUCUUGGGCGACAGGCCAAGACUUUGCCAGGCGCACUCAACGAUCUUGAUAACACUCAGUCAGACUCACUUCGGCCAGCAUCGGUCUAG